CUUAGACAAAGUAACAUCGCUUAAUAGCGAAACGAAAAGUAAAUUCGCCAUCGUCUCUGAGAUAACGAUAAACAUUUCCUAGCCAAUGUAACACUAUGGUCGUGAUCGUUGUGUCGAAUUCUUUAUUCGGCAAAAAACAAAAAUAUUGGUUAUGGUAUCGAAAAUCCAGCUGUCAGUGACAGUCAAAAAGUUCAAAUCGGAUCAAACCCGCGAGAUAUUGAUGUUUCAAAAUUUUAUUAAUAAGAAAGUGAGUGUUGCGUUUAAUUGUUUUUAAGUUAAAUAUAAACGAUAAUUUUGUUCAAACGAUGAUGGAUCUCUCUCUAUUUCUUAUCUAUUUAAAUGAUAAAACAUGGAAUCAAGAGUGCGAGCAAGUUCUGAACAAUUCGCAACGCUGCUCGAGUAUAUGGAAACGUAACGGCCUGUACAAUGUCCUUCUCGUGAUGACCUGCUCCCUCAUACUUCUUGCCAUCGGGAUAGACCUGUUCGGAUUUAGCCUGGUGGUGGCAGCAGCCUGUGAUCUUCAGUUGACCGUCGUGCAGAAAGGGAUCCUCACAUCUUUACCUUUUAUUGGUAUCCUCCUAGUCUCCUACCUAUGGGGCUAUGUCUCCGACACCAGGGGACGGAGGUUCACCCUCGUCAUCCCUCUGCUGCUGUCCUUCAUCCUGUCCUGCAUCAGCAGCCUCGCUCCACACUGGCUGUUCUUAGGACUCGUCAAGUUUCUUUGUGUUUGCUUUGCAUGUGCAGCUAAUUCUGCGACUUAUACCCUGGUAGGAGAGUCCUGUAUACAGAGGGUGAGGAACCGCUACAUGCUGCUCAUGACCUGCCUGAUUCUAUUGUCUCCUGCUGUGGCCGGCAUUUUGACCUACCCAACCUUGAAAUUAGACUUCGCAGUGGAAUUGACCUGGUUUAACAUCGUCUACAAACCCUGGAGGCUGCUCAUCGUAGUCCUAGCUCUCCCAUCAGGGAUAGGAGCAGCAGCCAUCUACUUCUUCUGCGAAUCUCCCAAGUUCCUCUUCAAUUCUGGCAGAAGCGAUGAGGCUUUAGAAGUACUGAGGCAUAUUUACAAAGUCAAUCAUAGAGGUUCCAAAGAAGAGUUUACGGUGCAUUCCCUGAGCUUAGGUGAUUACACGCCGAAGAAGCAGAUGAGUCUCCUCCGAGCCAUGUAUGAGCAGAGUGCCCCUCUCUUCAGACCGCCCUACGUGUGGAGGAGUGCACAGCUGUUCUACAUCGUCGCAGUCGUGUACAUCACGAACAACAGCUUCUUAGUGUGGCUCCCAUAUAUCCUAAACCUCAUCAGGCUGUCAAUGGACAGCGGGACUGCGACUGGAAAUAUCUGUGAGCUGAUCAGUACUAAGCCGUUAUCUAUUGGAAAUUCUACAAAGAAUAUAACCCACGAAGUCUGUACAGGCACCGUGGAACACAACGUGAUCCUGACCCUCAUUGCCUCUCAAUCAGUCUUCGCAUUCUUCAACUUCCUCAUCUCCUACCUUCAAAAUAGAAGAAGAUUAGUACUGAUCUGCAUCCUCUGCCUAUCCUCCAUCAGUGGGACGUGUCUCAACUUAGUGCCAGAGCCUAUCUCCAGCGUUUUCUUCUUUAUGGUCUUCACUUGUACUUGUUUGGGAAUGGGCAUCCUGGCUUCCUACUUUGUGGAUAUUUACCCUACUUCUUAUAGGGGUAUGGCUGCUUGCCUCAGCAUCAUGGUGGGUCGAAGCAGUACCUUCGUUGGUAUCAACGUGGUUGGCAACCUGAUAUUCCACCAUUGUCAGGUCACCUUCUACUUAUGGUCUCUGCUUGUUUUGACGAGUGCAGUAGCUGCCUGGUUCCUGCCUCCAGACAAGCCAGCAGUAUCAGACACAAAAAUCAAUGAGAGCCUAACAAUGUUGAAAAACCCAAAAAUUAAGUUGUCUGAGGCCAAUGAACCCGAACCGUGUUGAUGCUGAAAAUAAAAUAAUAAUAUAUCUUUUUGUUGACUUAGGGUUGAAAUUCCUCAUGAAUUCUAUCUUCCGUCAUCAGCUAUCUACGAUAGUCUGAAAUAUACUUACAAAGAACCUUGCAUUGGGCUUUUCGUAGAAAUCUAACCCCAUGUUGGGUCUUGUCGACACCAUUUUUGAAGGAUAUCAAUUUUCUAAGUCUCCAUAUAAUCUGUGAUUUAUUUUAUAUCGUAACAGUUAUAGUGAUAAUCUUUGAAGACAUAAAUUGUGACUGUAUAUACAUAUAUAUAUGUAGAUAAAAAAUAAAAUUAGUCUGAUCAGGAAUAGGG
Molecule: messenger RNA, 2260 nt
Organism: Spodoptera litura
Lineage: Eukaryota; Metazoa; Arthropoda; Insecta; Lepidoptera; Noctuidae
Source: RefSeq, a predicted model, not a curated record